Molecule: messenger RNA, 2009 nt
Organism: Nanorana parkeri
Lineage: Eukaryota; Metazoa; Chordata; Amphibia; Anura; Dicroglossidae
Gene: BCHE
Product: butyrylcholinesterase
Exons: 4
Coding region: 91-1902 (603 amino acids)
Biological process (GO): choline metabolic process; acetylcholine catabolic process
Cellular component (GO): plasma membrane
Molecular function (GO): acetylcholinesterase activity
Source: RefSeq, a predicted model, not a curated record
CAGAACUGAGGCAGCAGAUGUACUUCUAGGCACUGAACUACUUAAGAUUCUCGCUGUUUAAAACUUUGUAAUUUUACUUGGUUAUCAGUGAUGUGGUACAAUCUCUCACAUGAAAAGAAGCUCUCUGCAAUUUGCUGGACUGUAAUUUAUUUAUUUUGCACCAAUGUCCAUUGUGAAGAUGAUGACAUUGUUCUGACCAAAGAUGGCAAAGUAAGAGGGAUUCAGAUACCAGUGUUUUCUAAGACUAUCACAGCAUUCCUUGGAAUACCUUAUGGAGAACCCCCAGUUGGAGCUCUGAGAUUUAAAAGACCGGAACCUGUCAAAUCAUGGACUGAAAUAUGGAUCGCCACCAAAUAUGGAAACACUUGUUAUCAGUAUGUUGACCAAACAUUCCCUGGUUUUUCUGGUGCUGAAAUGUGGAAUCCUAAUACUGACCUAAGUGAAGACUGCCUUUACCUUAAUAUAUGGAUACCUAGUCCAAAGCCAAGAAAUGCCAGUGUCAUGGUAUGGAUAUAUGGUGGUGGUUUUGAAACCGGAACAGGCUCUUUAGAUGUUUAUGAUGGGAAGUUUAUGGCCCGCAAUGAACGUGUCAUUGUCGUUUCACUCAACUACAGAGUGGGUGCAUUGGGAUUUCUUGCUUUCCCAGGUAACUCUGAGGCUCCAGGGAAUGUUGGUUUGUUUGAUCAAAGACUGGCUCUUAAGUGGGUUCAUGAGAAUAUUGCAGCAUUUGGUGGGAACCCUAGAAGCAUAACACUUUUUGGAGAAAGUGCUGGAGGAGCAUCGGUCAGUUAUCACCUGCUUUCUCCUAAAAGUUAUCCAUACUUCACAAGAGCUAUUAUGCAGAGUGGUACUGCUAAUGCCCCUUGGGCAGUUGUGAGUAGUGCAGCAGCACAGACUCGAGCACUUACAUUAGCAAACCUAUUAAGCUGUUCCUUCAGAAAUGAAACUGAAAUAAUUGCUUGUCUUCGGAGUAAGACUCCUCAAGAAAUAAUUGAAAAGUCACUUUCAGUUCUAACACAGAGAUCAUUAAUAGAAAUUAAUUUUCUUCCAACGGUGGAUGGAGAUUUUCUCAUCGAUUUUCCUGAACAUCUAUUACAACUCGGACAACUUAAAAAGAAUACACAAAUAUUAACUGGUGUUAAUAAAGAUGAGGGGUCAUAUUUCUUAGUGUAUCAACUGCCUGGGUUCAGCAAGGAUCAUGAAAGUUUGUUAAAUCGGACUCAGUUUCAAGACAGUGUAAAACUGGCGUUUCCAAAAGCCACUGAACUUGCAAUAGACUCUAUCCUUUUUCAUUAUACAAACUGGGAAGAUGAACAGAAUCCCACUCACAAUCGAAAUGCAAUGGAUGAUAUUGUGGGAGAUUACAAUUUUAUAUGUCCGCUGCUGGAAUUCACAAACAGAAAUGCUGAACUUGGAAACACAGCUUAUGUGUACUUCUUCAGUCACAGAUCUUCUAAGAUGGCAUGGCCAGGUUGGAUGGGAGUAGUUCACGGCUAUGAGAUUGAAUUUGUAUUUGGAAUCCCAUUAUACAGACGACUUAAUUAUACAAAAGAGGAAGAAAUUCUGAGCAGAAACAUAAUGAGAUAUUGGGCGAACUUUGCAAAAACUGGCAAUCCAAAUGGGGUACAGUCUCAGGAAAACAGAUGGCCAGCAUUCACACUCGAUGAACAACAUUACCUUAUGUUAGACACAGAAGACUCAAAGACAGAUCGAAAAAUGCGUGCCAAGCAGUGCAGAUUCUGGAACAAAUUCUAUCCCAAAAUCCUGCAGAUAACAGGAAAUAUUGAUGAAGUAGAACGGCAGUGGAAGGCUGAAUUCCAUCGCUGGAACAAUUACAUGAUGGACUGGAAAAAUCAAUUUAAUGAUUACAGCAGUAAGAAGGAAAGCUGCACUGGUUUCUAAUUAAUAGCUUUACCCUUUAAAGAAUUACCAUAUUAUGAUUAGUAGGUACAAACAUACUGGUAGUCACUUAAAAUGACUCUGUUGCCUGGCUAUUCAUUUCAACAAAA